Cyprinus carpio (common carp) is the source of this 3773-nucleotide messenger RNA. Its product is annotated as T-box transcription factor TBX20. The coding region runs from base 307 to 1638 and encodes 443 amino acids. Gene Ontology annotation, cellular component: nucleus. The transcript is spliced from 9 exons. Gene Ontology annotation, molecular function: DNA-binding transcription factor activity, RNA polymerase II-specific; RNA polymerase II cis-regulatory region sequence-specific DNA binding. Gene Ontology annotation, biological process: regulation of transcription by RNA polymerase II; positive regulation of DNA-templated transcription; heart looping. NCBI's taxonomy places the organism in Eukaryota, Metazoa, Chordata, Actinopteri, Cypriniformes, Cyprinidae. The record is from RefSeq and is a predicted model, not a curated record.
UGUUGAAGAACCAAUGAUCUGGGAGCAACACAACGAUUGGUCAUGGCUGUGCACGACGGAGGGGCUAGUGAAAUUAAGGGGACUGCAAGUGUCCAACACUUACUUUGAAAACCUUGAGCAAGAGAGCUGGAGGGUGGCUGGAGCGAGACACACAAUGUCCCAACCGAUUUGGAAGUAACACUCGCAACAGCCUGUAUAGCCUGCAAUCUUCUUAGUCCUGACUCAAAUAUCAUCUUGCAAUUUAAAGUCAUUUCGGGGCUUAAUCUGGAUAUUUGUGCUGUUGAGAAUAGUUUGAGCACUCGCAUCAUGGAGUACACCUCUUCCCCAAAGCCUCAGCUUUCUUCAAGGGCGAAUGCUUUCUCCAUAGCCGCACUCAUGUCAAGUGGGAAACCGAAAGACAAGGAGUCGGAGGAAAAUACCAUCAAGCCGCUAGAACAAUUCGUAGAGAAGUCAUCGUGCCAUCCAAACAUCGGCGACCUGCCUUCGCUGGAAACCCACGGCGACUUCAGCAGCAGCGGCGGCGGCGUUCCGUUAUGCACGGAGCCGCUCAUUCCUACGAGCCCCGGCGUGCCCAGCGAAGAGAUGGCCAAGAUCUCCUGCAGCCUCGAGACGAAAGAACUGUGGGACAAGUUCCACGAACUCGGCACGGAAAUGAUUAUCACAAAAUCUGGAAGACGAAUGUUUCCGACAAUUCGUGUGUCAUUUUCCGGAGUGGAUCCGGACGCCAAAUAUAUCGUACUAAUGGACAUCGUUCCGGUGGACAAUAAGAGAUAUCGAUAUGCCUACCAUAGAUCCUCAUGGCUUGUGGCGGGAAAGGCAGAUCCACCUUUACCUGCUAGGUUGUACGUGCAUCCAGAUUCGCCGUUUACAGGAGAACAGCUGUUGAAACAAAUGGUUUCUUUCGAAAAAGUGAAGCUUACAAACAACGAACUGGACCAGCACGGACACAUCAUCCUGAACUCCAUGCACAAGUACCAACCCCGAGUUCAUAUCAUCAAGAAGAAAGAUCACACAGCGUCUCUUCUUAAUCUAAAGUCUGAGGAGUUUCGUACAUUUGUCUUCACUGAGACAGUUUUCACUGCAGUCACUGCUUACCAAAACCAGCUGAUAACCAAACUGAAGAUUGACAGCAACCCUUUUGCCAAAGGCUUCAGAGACUCCUCCAGACUCACAGAUAUUGAGAGGGAAAGUGUUGAGAGCUUGAUCCACAAGCAUUCUUACGCCCGGUCGCCCAUUCGGACUUAUGCUGGGGAUGAGGAAACCUUGGGUGAAGAUGGGCUCUCGGCACACAGUAGAGGUUCAGCAUUCACCGCAUCAGACAACCUCUCCCUCAGCUCCUGGGUCACCACCACGUCUGGCUUCUCCGGCUUUCAGCACCCUCAGUCUCUGUCUGCCAUCGGAACCAGCACAGCGUCCCUGGCCAGUCCUCUUCCUCACACCAUCCAGGGCUCUCUAUCCCCUUACAGUCGACUGGGCAUGCCUCUCACCCCAUCCGCCCUGGCCGGCUCCAUGCAGGGCAGCGGGCCGACCUUCCCCUCCUUCCACAUGCCACGCUACCACCACUAUUUCCAGCAGGGGCCCUACGCCGCCAUCCAGGGACUGCGCCAUUCUUCCACAGUCAUGACCCCAUUCGUAUGAUUCCUGCCACUUCAGCCUGAUAAGAAUUCCCUAUCACCGGCAUGCAAAGACAUACGGCACCCAUACACAUACUAAACACACGCUUACACAAAUGGACCACAUGUAAAUAAUACUGACACGGCAUUGACUAACGACCCAGACGUGCUGCUUCUCACAGUUGUGCUGGAGAAAAGGUGAACGAAAUGCCCAAUGGACACGGAUUCUUGUAAAAGAGAACUUUAAGCAUGAGUUGUUAGCAUUGACGAGAGACUCAGACAUCCGUCUUCAUCUGCUAUUCAUGUGUAUUAAUGCAACCUUUAAAGCAUUGGUCUCAAACUCAAGUCCUGGAGGGCCACAGCUCUGCGCAGUUUAACUCCAACCCUAAUCAAACACACCUGAUGCAGCUAAUCGAGCUCUUCAGGAUUACUAGAAACUUUCAAGCAGGUGUGAUAAAAGGAUAGUACACCCAAAAAUGUCAUUAUUUAAUCACCCUCAUUUUUUCCAAACCUGUAUGACUUUCUUUUUCUGAUGAGCAUAAAAGGUUUUUAGGUACCAGAUUUCUUCAGAAUAUAUUCUUUUGUGUUUUUGUGUCAAUGGGAGCCAAGUUUCUACAGAAGAUCUUCUUUUGUGUUCCACAAAAGGAUAUAAAGUCAUACAGGUUUGGAAUGACAUGUAGAGCCAAAUGAGGGAGAACGUAACUCACAGAAUGUAACACUGGACUACUGCUAUUUCUCAUUCCCCAUAAUCUAUGAUACAGUAUCUGUGGAGCUGCCAACCACUCAGCCUUCGUGUUCAAAUUGUUGACACUAGAGUGCGCUGUGCUAUUUGAAAACCGCAGUACUGGAUGGAAACUGUAUACGUGUGGACCCAAAAAUGCUGGACAGGCUGGUUUAAUCUUUCUGGUCUGAUAAGUUUAUUUUCUUUAAAACCCGUUUGAGGCAUUUAAUUGUAUUUUAUAUUUAAAGAGACAGUUCUCCAGGAAAUGGAAAUUCUGUUGUAAUUUGCCCACCCUCAUAUUGAUCUAACAUAAAAAAGAUAUUUUGAAGAAUGUUGGUAACCAAACAGUUUUGGUUUCCUUUGAGUUCCAUUAUAUUUUUGUCUUAAACUGUUUGGUUACUUUUCUUAAAUAUAUCUUCUUUUGUGUUGGAAUGACAAUGAGGGUAACAAGUAAAUGAUGACAAAAUUCAUUAAAUCUUUAGUUAAAAAGACACAACAGUAUGAUGAGGGUGAACUGCAACCGAUAUGAACCAGCAGACAAUGUGAGGCCAUUUCUACAAGUAACAACCAAGAAAACCAGAGGAAGAUGGACAGGUUUUGUAAUUGGCUAAUAUUUCUUUCCAGUGCCAGAAUUUGAUCUUAAGCCACUCGAGGCUGCUUGUCAACAGCCAGCUUGCAGGAAGUCUACACCUGUAAAUAAUGGGCUAACUUUUAAAUAAUAGGCUUGUCUUCCCCAGGGGAACGAGGGAAAUUUAGUGAUUUGUGGCUGAAGUGUUCCUAUUUGUACAGUCACAUCGACAACAAUUCAUCAGCAUCCUGUAACCAAAUCACAGAGAAACAGCACUAGCUGUAAUGGGCAGAUGAAGAGGAACUGGAGUGUGUGUGUAUGUGUGUGUGUGUGUGUGUGUGUGUGUGUGUGUGUGUGUGUGUGUGUGUAUGUGUGUGUGUGUGUAAGUGUGAGGAAGUUGAUGCUGCAGGUUUUAUUUAUCCUUCAAAUUUGAACAGAACAGACAAGCAUAAAUACACAAACAGAGCCACACAAUACAGAUAUUCAGUAAAUUUUUUUGUGCAUUUCAGGGUGUUUUAUUUAGAUUGAAUAUGGUGUUGUCUAAAGUAAAGCUGAUAAACAAACAAACAAAAAAAAUGCACACCAUUUCAAGCCUUUGAUUUGUUAUGAACAGACUGUACAAACAGUUAUGGAGUUGCAGUAUAUUAGCAAAUGUUUUCUCUUUAUUCCUUUUGUUUGUUUGUUUGUAUGUGUGUAUUUCUAAGUCAGCUGUAUCCUACUUAUAAGGAGAUGUCUGACCAGUUUUGUUUUAAUGCCUUUUUUAAGUGCAAUAUAUUUAUUUCAGCUAUAAAAAGAUAUGGCUAAUGUAAUAUUUGAAGCAAUGAUAGAUGUUAUUUGUAAACAAAAAGAAAUAUAUAUCUCCCCAAAAUAA